GGUCCAUGCUUAAUUCUGUCUGUCAAUAAUACUAAAACAAAUAAAAGCUGUGCGGACAAAAAGGGUCUUACAAAGCAAUAUAACACAGUAACACCAUUAAGUAACACGGUGACGCAGAUCAAGUGACAAAGACGGCGCCUUAACAAUUUCACGGUAUACAUCAACGAAACAUGAGAGACAUGCUUGGGUCUGUGAUGAAGUUGUGGAGGAGAACGCUUCUCCUUGCUUUCCUGCUUGCAAACUGUACAUCGAAGCAAGAAAGGUCGUCACAAACACAAGGACAAAAGCUCCGCUGUUACAAAUGUUUUUCACCAGAAUCAUGGAGUAACUGCCGAGAAAAUCUAACAGCAGUUGAGUGCACUCGCCAAGGAGACAUUUGUUAUAAGAUUAAGCGAACAAGGUGGGUUAGAUCCGAAACAGAAAAACUGGAAGUGAGUUACGCCAUGGGUUGCAAUGUUCCUGAAACAUGUUCAGGCGAGGAAUGCAAAGAACAAGAAUGGCACUGUGACCUCUCUUGUUGUAACACAGACUUCUGUAACGGAACUGUCCGAAUGCCAGGAACCUUGUUUUUUAUCAUCGCAUCCUUGCGUUUCUCAUUCGAAUUCAUAAUUUAUUUUUAGAUUGACAAUUUAAAAUUCAGUGUCUUGGGUAAACUGGUUUAAAACGGGUAUUAGAGCGUAUUUCGAUUGAAUAACAUCAUAAGUCAUGAAAAUAUCAAAGAGAGCCGAUAAGAACUCAAGGCGAAACAGUCAAACCCUCCAAAGUGUUGGAAAAUGUGACUCCUGAUUUUUUUUACAUCUGAUUUGUGGUGGGAAGGGGUGCGCCAGUUUUCUAAACCGAUUUCUGAACGUAUGGUGCAAACACAAAGCAAUCACGGAUUGGUUUUAACCCUUGUUUCAAAAUUAAAGCGUUCAACCGUGAGACGCGAAAUACAAACUAAUCACGACUUGAUCAUGAACGCAUUCCGUGCUUAGUCACGUGCUUAGUCACGUGCUUAGUCACGUGCUUAGCACGUCAUGUGUACUUUCCUUGAGGUUUUUUUAUUGCUUUACGCUUUUGUUAACCUACAACCGUUAUAGCGGAGCUCGCGGAGCGUAGCCCAUUAUUAUACAAAAAAGUAGUAACCCAUCAAACUGAAAAAAUUAGGAUGUACGACCG
Molecule: messenger RNA, 1158 nt
Organism: Pocillopora damicornis (cauliflower coral)
Lineage: Eukaryota; Metazoa; Cnidaria; Anthozoa; Scleractinia; Pocilloporidae
Source: RefSeq, a predicted model, not a curated record